CUAGUUUCAAGGCUGGCUGGAUAGGUUUACUCUCGUUCUUCCGAAGACAGGUCAUCUAGUCAGCUGCGGUUUUUGUUGAUGUAUACUUAUGGAGAACCAAACUUUUGCAGCAAGUUAUCAUCGUUACGGUAGCCAAGAGCAGCUGGUUACAGAAAUGAACGACAAUGAUGAAGAAGAUGACGAUUUUGAUGAAGAAGAUGAUGAAGAUCUCGAAGACUGCGAGGAUCUGAGAGAACAGGCGUACGACUUUGUUCAAGUCGCUGUUUCUCCUAAGCAUAUUCAUUUUGUUACCGACGCUUCUCUCAGUUCGUGGAGUGAUCCAGAGGAGGUCUUGGAAAGAAGCACUCGUUUAGGGAAAUUCCGAGAGUCCCUCAAAAGAGUUGUGGAGCAUUUUUGUGUCAGAGUGUUCAGUCUCCUAUUAGUAUUGGCAGAUAUUAUUAUUGUCAUUGUUGACUUGGCCACUGCAGGAAAAGAUGAAAGGAUUCUGGAAAUAUUAUCCAUUUUAAUAGUCACCUACUUCUUAAUUGAGGUCCUUUUAAGGAUUUUUGCUUUAGGGGAAGCCUUCUUCCACAGAUGGCUUGAAAUCUUAGAUCUGAUUGUAGUUGUGGUUUCAUUCAUUCUCACUCUGACCUUUUCUCUCCUGACACUAGAAGAACAUGGCUAUGCAAAACUCAUUAUUACUGCCCGUCUUGUGCGGAUAUUGCUGUUUAUUAGAAUUGUCACAGGAAAAGACCAAAUAGAAAGAGCUACAAGAAGAAUGGUAUCACAGAACAAAAGGAGAUAUCAAAAGGAUGGUUUUGAUUUAGACUUGACCUAUGUUACAGACAGAGUUAUAGCCAUGUCAUUCCCAUCUUCUGGAAAACACAAGUUAUACCGCAAUCCUAUGUCAGAAGUUGUGCGAUUCUUGGAUACAAAACAUCCAGACCACUACAAAGUCUACAAUUUAUGCAGUGAGAGAAGCUAUGAUCCAUCUGUGUUCCAUAACAGAGUAGAGCGAGUUCUUAUUGAUGACCACAAUGUACCUAGACUUAGUCAAUUGUUGUAUUUUACACAUAAUGUGAGAGAAUGGCUGGACAGAGACCCUAAUAAUGUUAUUGCUGUUCAUUGUAAAGGAGGAAAAGGUAGAACAGGGACUGCAAUAUGUGCUUGGCUCAUUGCUAGUGGUCAGUUUGAGCAAGCAAAGCACAGCCUGGAAUAUUUUGGACACAGGAGAACUGAUUAUUCUGUAGGAAAUAAAUAUCAAGGAGUGCAGACACCCAGUCAGAGUCGUUUUGUAGGUUACCUGGAACAAGUGUUUACCAAGUUAAAUGGUCGACUUCCAGCAUCUGUGUCUUAUCGUAUUAAAAACAUCAAGAUUGAUGCAAUAUCUGGUGUUGGAGAUGGAAAUGGAAAAGAUCUUUCUUUUGAGAUGAUUAUCAAUGGUAGCACUGUUACUACACUAGAUCUAUCAAAUUCACGUCAAGGACAGCUACAGCACCUUAGAGAUCUUGACAAAGUAGUCAUUAUUCUCUAUGAGGCAGAAUCCCCAACUCUCACAGGAGACAUUAAAAUGAAGUUUUACUCAUCUAAUCCAAAUGUUCCAAAAGAGUAUGACCAGUGUGCUUUCUUCUUUUGGUUUCACACAAGUUUCAUUGAGAACUCCAGAUUGUUUUUACGUCGUGGAGAGUUGGAUAAUCCCCACAAACCCAAAACGUGGAAAACAUACAAAGAGAAUUUUGCUGUGGAUAUUACUUUUACAAAACUUUGAAGACAGCAAACUAAGACAACUUAAUGAUGAAGAUAUGGAGUGAGUCAACAAUUUGCAUCAAGAGGAAGCAAAUAUCAUCAAUUAAUUAGAGGGACAUGGAUUAGUUGGUUAAUAUGUAACAAGAUAUUCUGAACAUGAGAUAAAUCAUGGUGUCAGAAAAAAUUUCUUCAUUUUCUUUGUCUUUAUUACAGUACCUCCUUUUUCAGGAACAUCAUGAUAUCAGGGCUACAGCCACUACUUUCUUUUCUUUUUUUUAUCAGGUGGUGUAUCACAUGAUUUCUCCUUGCAAUAGUAUACUUAAAGUAGUAUAAACUUACUGCAUGACCUUGACUUUCAUUAGCUCUCAGCCAUGAGGCAAACAGUUGGUGUGUGAAAAACAGCAGGGUUCAGGCAAAGAAAACAAAAAAGGGACUGCAAGUGUUGAACACACAAGUACUACUGGUACUUGAAAUUAACCACCCAAAGGGUAUCCCAGGAGAUUUUCUUCUAGAAUGAGGUUUUGCACUAGCCAUCUUAUCUAUUUUUUUCAUGGACUGAGAGCUUGGAGAAUUCUGGAUUGUUAUUAAAAUUAAGUCAGGUCUCUGUUACAUUGAAGUAACUACAUCUGAUUCCAUUUCAUUAUGCAGUAAUAAAAAACCCAGCCCAGUAGGAAUUGGUUAUUUGCAGUUGCUGUAUUAAAUAACUUCUAUUUUUAUAUAUAGAAUGAUAACUAUUGAAAGAGGAUUUAUGAGCAGAUAAAGUUAAAGUUUAGAUGCGUAGUCAGGACUUGACACUGACGGUAGGCCACUAGCCAUGGACUAGUAGAAAUUCAGUUUUGGCUAGUGGUUUCCAGUUUCCACUAGCCAGUUUGGCUAGUAAACGAACUGACACUGUUGUAGCAUCUAAGAUGUCACCAGCCACUUGGCUAGUAAGUUGAAAAGUUAGUGUCGAGCCCUGAUAGUGAAUUCAUCACUUAUUUAAUAAGUAUUAUAGUAUCUAUAUAAAUGGUAGUUAAUUAAUCAGGGUAAAUCUAAUUUUUACAAAACAUAAUUAUGAUUUGGAGUGUUUAUUUAAAUCAAGAAGACUUGUUAAAUGUUCAGUUAGGCAACUUUUGUGUCCAGUAGUAUUUUGUUCACACAUUAUCAGCUUUUACAUUUUAUUUACACUUGCAAUGAUUUGGUUUAAUACUGUAUCAUUUCCUGGGGGAUUUGAAGAUGUUGUUUGCUAAGGAAUGAAAGAGGAUAUUACAUGCCUAACUUGCACAUGCUCAGUAAGAAGUCAACUUCAAUUUUUUUUCAUUUAUAUGUACUGUUCAUGAAAUAUUCUCAUUAACCAUAUAUUUUAAUUUCUUCAAUGUACCUAUGAAUAGGAAUACUCGAUGGCACCUCUGAUAUAGUUGUUAGGCUAAGUAUUAAUUUUUGUAGAAGUAAUUAUUUUUAAUCAAUAUUUUGAAAUAAUAAAGUUGACCAUUCUAUCAAACAGA
Messenger RNA from Stylophora pistillata, 3209 nucleotides. RefSeq names its product phosphatidylinositol 3,4,5-trisphosphate 3-phosphatase TPTE2. Gene Ontology annotation, molecular function: monoatomic ion channel activity; phosphatidylinositol-3,4,5-trisphosphate 3-phosphatase activity. Gene Ontology annotation, cellular component: membrane; cytosol. The record is from RefSeq and is a predicted model, not a curated record. NCBI's taxonomy places the organism in Eukaryota, Metazoa, Cnidaria, Anthozoa, Scleractinia, Pocilloporidae. Gene Ontology annotation, biological process: transmembrane transport; monoatomic ion transport; dephosphorylation.